Fimicolochytrium jonesii is the source of this 1278-nucleotide messenger RNA. RefSeq lists its product as uncharacterized. The transcript has 2 exons. Bases 195 to 887 code for a protein of 230 amino acids. NCBI's taxonomy places the organism in Eukaryota, Fungi, Chytridiomycota, Chytridiomycetes, Spizellomycetales, Powellomycetaceae. The record is from RefSeq and is a predicted model, not a curated record.
CAGAAGACCUCGCAGACAGCAUCCGCAGCUGCAACAACGACAACCCCACUGAACCAUCCCGCUUAUCUACGACAUCCUCACGCGUCACGCACUCACGCACGCACCCAUCCCCAUCCAUAUUUUACUACUGGAGAACAUUGGCAAUUCUUGAAACUGGAAGAGGACGUCACAGAUAUCGGCAUAAUCCAGCUCGGAUGGCCGAAAACGAAUCAGAUGUGUUUCAAUACGAAAGGCAAAAUCUGUCACCACCCUCCCAUCCACUCAUCCAGCAUAAUAUCCUCACACCCCCCCAACCAACCUCACAACUACCACCGUUCGUUUAUCAACGAAAGGCUGGCCGCAAAAAAGAUCGAGACUAUCAAUCAAAGCAUUCGGCUGGUCGUCGCCAAACUUAUGACAUGCGCGCUGGAACUUUUCGCCAGCGUAUGGCACACAUCCCCACCCACCGUACUCCGCCGUCGUCGCUGCUGCCGCUUAUACCACCGCGUCCGAUGCACUCGGCGUCAUCGCUGCUGCCAUUGCCGUCAUCCGACGGUUUUAUCAAGACCGUCAAGUGUCUAUGGUGUGUUCACGCUGAACCGCUACAAAGAAUCUGCGGAGGCACUCGAUUGCAGGCUGCAACUACCCCUCAUUCCCGGAUCUUCAAGGAUGGAGCAGCUUGGCCUGACACGACGCAGUAUGCAGGCUUUCCCUGGCUUUCCUUUUUACUCUCUCCUCGACGACGACACAACUUCUUCGUCUUCUACCAACUAUCCACCACCACCAUCUUCUUUUUUCUCCUCCGCCCCUGCAUCUACCCAGCUACCCUUCCCCUCCUUCAUGUAGGCUUUACUUCUAUCUAUGUAGCCAUAUAUGCCUUUACUCUCCAGCGUAUUGUGCAUCUAUGAUGUCUAUCUGAUGUGGCAUAUAUUGGUUUCUUCAUAUGAAAGAUCCCGCGUACGCCUACCUCGCCGCAAGGAUGCUAAGGAAUUCGUGAAAGGGACGGGGUACCAUCGUCGCUCCCUUCCCAACAUUCAUGUUGGGCUGAUGUUGCAAACCAAAACCGUGUUCACUUCGCUGGCCUUCGCUCAGACUACGGCGCGAUUAUCUCGCCACGCACUCAAUCGCUCGAUGCGGCGAUUGCCUUAGCCAUCAACAUCUCGUGAGUGCCUUCCUCCGGUACAUGAUCCCCCUUACAUCCAAUAUCCCCAAACCCCUGUCGCUCAUAGAGCCUAAUCGCUUGGCUGUUGCUGGGCCUCACCGCCAGACAUAUCGUGCGCGCCCCUCUUUUGACUGCCC